CGGAUGUUCAUGAAUAGAUCAUAGCAGACGUCCACGCAUCUUGAUGCAAAACGUGCUGGUAGUCUAUAUCAAUCAUUGAAAAAUGAACGUUUCAACAUGAAUAACUCAGUACCCUGUCCAUAUCACCCGAGGUUCGUACCUUGGGUCGAGUAAGACACGGCAGACGACAUUGUCUGGAGACCACACAAGCAGACGACAUUGACAGGAGACGCCAGAAAGCAGACGACAAUCAACAUGAAGGAGAUUGAGCAAAAGGAGGAGUUUGACCAGCUGGUGAAGACUACUAACAAACUGGUUGUGGUGGAGUUUGGCGCCACCUGGUGUGGACCGUGCCGAAUGAUCCUGCCUUUCUUCAACCGUCUCGAGGAGGAACUAGGGGAUAAAGUCAUCUUCGCCAAGGUCGACGUCGAUGAAGCAGGGGAUCUGGCGGAGGAGUGUGAGAUCAGCUGCAUGCCCACCUUCAUCUUGUACAAGGGCGGCGACAUGGUGAAAACAUUGCAAGGAGCCAACAAAGAACAACUGGAAGAAACCAUCAGAGAACUGUGCUAGUUUAUCCGAGUAAACAGUGACAAUGUCUUAUCUAAAGGCGGACAUUGGGACAACCAUGUUGACAUCAACGCUCAAUACUUAAAUUAUAACGUUUCAUACAUAAACACGUCACUACGAAGAUUUAUGCAAAGCGUGCACUGCCACGUUCCAAGCAUAUAAUUACGUCUAUCCUUGUAUUACGUUCGAUACGGUUAAUGAGAUAAAAACGUCCAUAUGUGCAUUACGUUGAGAACAGGUAAUAUGUAGUAUACGCACAUUGUAGUUCACAUGUUUAUAUUUACUUUCGGCGCGUAUAGUAUGCAUAUCCCUCUCCAGGCUCCUCACAGCGAUAGCCCGUUCGCGGAGCUCUCUAUACUAUCGCUGCCACCAGUCAAAACUCCCCACUGUGAUAGGUGGGCCCAACCAUGCUUAGAGUUGAACUCGCAGCCGAAUGACCGUUAUGUUUACAAACAAGUGACGACUGUCGUGACGCCGAAUACACUUACCGCUGCUAAAUUACUGUUCUUUGCUUGUCAAUUUGAAUUUCUAUUUCAUUAAAACUGUCAUGUAUAUGAUAUAGUAAGAAUGUAAGGGAGACGUUGGUUGAUUUUCCGUUAGUCUGCAAUGUCGAACCAAUCUGAUUAUACAAAAAACAA
This is a messenger RNA of Haliotis rufescens (red abalone), 1184 nucleotides long. RefSeq names its product thioredoxin-like. The record is from RefSeq and is a predicted model, not a curated record. The transcript has 5 exons. Gene Ontology annotation, molecular function: protein-disulfide reductase activity. Lineage: Eukaryota; Metazoa; Mollusca; Gastropoda; Lepetellida; Haliotidae. The coding region runs from base 235 to 549 and encodes 104 amino acids.